Messenger RNA from Capra hircus (goat), 719 nucleotides. It is a transcript of the gene CMC2, whose product is annotated as C-X9-C motif containing 2. The coding region runs from base 187 to 426 and encodes 79 amino acids. The record is from RefSeq and is a predicted model, not a curated record. The transcript is spliced from 4 exons. Gene Ontology annotation, cellular component: mitochondrion. NCBI's taxonomy places the organism in Eukaryota, Metazoa, Chordata, Mammalia, Artiodactyla, Bovidae.
GGCGGGGGCUGGCCGAGCGGUGUCAGCGGCGGAGGGCGCCGUGUCUUCGCCACCCGGAGCUGGCCCGGCUCCCGCGUCCAGACCGCGCGUUUGGAGGCGCAGAGUCUUCGCGGGUGAAUACCGCUUCCGCUCUCCGGCUGUGGCCGCGAGUCGGGUUGCUCUGCUGUGUUCCAUCUCCUCCUAAAGAUGCAUCCUGACUUAUCUCCACACUUGCAUACUGAAGAAUGCAACGUCUUGAUUAACUUGCUUAAGGAAUGUCACAAAAAUCACAGCAUUCUGAAAUUUUUUGGUCAUUGCAAUGAUCUUGAUCGGGAGAUGAGAAAAUGCUUGAAGAAUGAGUACAUGGAAAAGAGGAACAAGAGCAGGGAGCUUGGCAAUGCAAUGCGAAAGAGACUUUUUAAUCCUCCAGAGGAAUCUGAAAACUAGAUCUUAUUUUCACUGGAUGCCUUGCCUGAGAGAAGACCCAAAGACUCUUGAUUGGUAACUGAAGGAAUCCUAUUGCAUUUGGUCUCUAAAAUCCUUUGACUGGAAAGUGACCCAUGAGAAAUCAAGCCUUGGAGAAGUAUGGAAGCCCUGGAUCUGGAAUGUUUGUCGGGCAGAGCUGUUUGUACCCUCCCUCCUCUAACAACGCAUCUGAGACUUCUGUUUCUUCCCCUUGCCUAUGACCUGUUAACAUUUGAGUACCUUAAGCUUCAAUAAAACUAUUGAUUCUAAUCAUA